GGAGAUCUGGGUCCUUUCAAUCCUGGCUUGCCGGUGGAAGUGCCUCUGUGGUUGGCCAUUAAUCUGAAGCAGAGGCAGAAGUGUCGGCUGAUUCCUCCGGAGUGGAUGGACGUUGAAAAACUGGAGGAAAUCCGAGACCGGGAACGUAAAGAGGACACCUUCACUCCGAUGCCCAGUCCCUAUUAUAUGGAACUCACAAAGCUGCUGUUAAACUAUGCCUCAGACAACAUCCCCAAAGCCGACGAGAUUCGAACGCUGGUGAAGGAUACCUGGGACACCCGGAUCGCCAAGCUGCGGCUGUCUGCAGACAGCUUCGUCAGGCAGCAAGAGGCUCACGCCAAGCUGGAUAACUUAACCUUGAUGGAGAUCAACACGACCGGGACUUUCCUUACUCAAGCCUUAGAUCACAUGUACAAGCUCCGGACUAACCUUCAGCCUGGCGAGAGUGCCCACUCCCAGGAUUUCUGA
Messenger RNA from Cariama cristata (Red-legged seriema), 468 nucleotides. It is a transcript of the gene GINS2, whose product is annotated as GINS complex subunit 2 (Psf2 homolog). Gene Ontology annotation, biological process: double-strand break repair via break-induced replication; DNA replication. The annotation marks the transcript as partial. The record is from RefSeq and is a predicted model, not a curated record. NCBI's taxonomy places the organism in Eukaryota, Metazoa, Chordata, Aves, Cariamiformes, Cariamidae. Gene Ontology annotation, cellular component: nucleus; GINS complex. The transcript has 4 exons.